This is a messenger RNA of Thelazia callipaeda (thelaziosis nematode), 990 nucleotides long. Lineage: Eukaryota; Metazoa; Nematoda; Chromadorea; Rhabditida; Thelaziidae. The record is from the annotation of a GenBank genome assembly.
AUGGGUUCUUGUGAAUCUGAAUUUUGCUUUAUUGAGCGGAAGCCAACAGAUGAGAAGGGUCGUUAUCGUAUCACUAAGGGAUGUAUUAGAAGGCCGGCUCGCACUCACAUGGGCUGCGAUUAUGAUCACUUCCGCGAUCACAUCUUAUGCAUUUGUAAAGGUGAAUUUUGUAAUGAUAUAAUCUACCUGAGGCCAAUGCACCGGCGAACAGUAACCUGCCGAAACUGCUCUGAUCGUCAACCAGAAUGUGGUGAGACUUGUCAGGGUCAGUGGUGCCAUGAUGAUUCUACGUCAGGUGCAGCAGGAUGUGGUUACGGGCCUCCAUCACUACCAUAUUUUUAUAAAGGGCCUGAAUUACUGUAUUAUCAAACACGAAUAUGUGUUACUAUUAGUAGAGGUUCAAGUUCACCAAGACGACAUUGUAUUUGCAAUACUAAUAACUGUAAUGCUGCUCAUAACAUAUUCACUCCUUGGACAUAUGCGGAAGGAAGCACUCGAACAAGAUCUUUGCUCACAAAUUCAAAAGGAAGUUACUUCGUCCCAAAGCUUUAUAAAUGUGUAAAUUGUGAGGUAAGCGCUCAAGAUGCUAUGAUUACUGCCACCUGUAAGCAAAACCAAUGUCUUGGUCACUACUGUACUUACGCAACACAAAGGUUAAAGUUCGGUACAGAUCACUAUCGACAACGAAAACCAAUUUUGAACGAACGACAAGGAUGCAUUAAUAUUCAACUAGGUUGCUCUCAUCGGUGGAUGAGUAAUGAGGAAGAAGAAUUACACUGUGCGUGUUCAGGUGAUCGCUGUAAUCGGGACUUAUCCACAGCUAGCCUCAACAAUGUCACGUAUCGAUGGGCACUUCAACGAGCGGCACAGAUGCAUGAUGAGAUGAUGCCACCACCUCGCUGUAAAAAGAAAGCUGAAGAUUUGGGAUAUAAUACGAUGGAUUGGAAGGAUUACUUCUCACGCGACGAGCCAUUCGUUGACGCAGACUAA